Theileria orientalis strain Shintoku is the source of this 1896-nucleotide messenger RNA. RefSeq lists its product as hypothetical. The transcript has 2 exons. Lineage: Eukaryota; Apicomplexa; Aconoidasida; Piroplasmida; Theileriidae. The record is from RefSeq and is a predicted model, not a curated record. Bases 1 to 1896 code for a protein of 631 amino acids.
AUGAGCACUGAUAAUGUUGCCCUAAAGUUGUUAAAUCGGACUAAAUACGCCCAAAACAGGACAAAGUACUACACAGUCAGGAACACCGUGUUAUCGCAGACCGAAAGGCCCUUUUUCUCCACCGGCAGCUUCUAUGACCCGAAAAACAACAGAAAACUGCUCUCUCUUAAAAAGGCCUUUCUGAAUAGGCGCGCUUCCAGACGCGGCCCCUUUCAAAAGUUCAGCCUUCCUCACGAGUAUCAUAAGACCUUUGGCGACCCCUCGUAUUACUCUCAUUCGGAGCUGGUUGCGUCGUGUGUGUCCGCUUCUUCUGAGAACAUGUGCGACUCUUACUUCUGGAAGCAAAUAUGUACGUUUUCCUGUCCCAUGAUUACUUCAGGCGAGAAGAUCCGCGAGGUGCGUGACGUUAUCAGCAUUGGUGACCUGUUGAAGUGUGUGUCGAGCGUGGCAAAGGUGAAUUGCUACGAUAGGGACCUGUUUCGCGUCCUUUCCAGGGAGUUUGUGGAUGACGUGAGGAAGCUAUCCCUGGAGGAAGCCGCGGAACUACUUCACUGCUACUACAGACAGAAUGUGUACUCCUGUGACUUGGUUAACUCGGUGGGCAAAAUGGUCACUUCAAGCAUAAUUAAGGGGCUCCAGAGCACCGAGAGUGAAAACUCGGAGUCUGAGCCCAGGGGUGUUUUGGGUAAGAUAAAGGACAUUAUGCCCGGAAACAGGGCUGUGAACGCUGAUUUUGGUUUGCGGCCCCUCGCCAAAAUUCUGAGGUACUGCCAUUACUUUGGUUACGCUAAUCCUGACUUCUACUUGUCAGUUGCAAAAAUAUUUAUAAGGUGUAGUUCAAGCAUGGACUUUGUGUCCAGACUUGAAAUGUUCACCUAUCUGGAUCCGAAACUGAUGUUUGCUGAACCAGAAGAAUCGUCUGAUUCUGUUGCACCAGUUUCUAAAGAACCUACUGGUCAUGACGUUGCUAGAGAUAUGGUUUCUCAACUCUUGGACUCCGUCGAUCUGAUUAAUGGCCCAGAUUUGUGCCAUGAGAACACCUUUGAAAUGUCAGUGCUCCUUUCGUCGCACCUCUUCAGGGUUCCUGAGAACUCGAAACUGGUCCACGACCUGUGCGGUGCCUUAUCGUCUUCUAGGCUCAUUUCAAAGGCAGUUUUUAGAUAUGCUUCAAACUGCACGUACUCGGAUCUUGGUUGGAGGGAGCCCCUGGGUCAAUUUCUUGCCCUUUUAUCAAGGUGUUGUGGCGAGUCGACGCCCGUUAUGUCAAGAGUGUCAGCGCUGACUCAGGGACUGAGGGUGCAAUCGCCGUUCGUUGACUCUCUGGAGAACCUGUUUAUGGACUCCAUGCUCACCUGUUUUCGCGUUCUAAACAUCUGUUGGAGACUCAAGCUUGGGCGCGUUGAUGCUAAGGAUGACCGUCAGCUUUGUAAGAAGCUCAGCUUCAGCUUGGAGGACGACAAUGUGCACUCACGAUUUUUAAGGGAGUUUGGCAAACUUAGUCUAUCCAGCACUGAAAUGGAUCUAAUAUCGAUGGUGGUUGAGUCUAUCAACGAGCGCGGCUGCAAGGGCCAGAGCGUUGAGAACUUAACAUCUUCAUUCGAGUGUUUAACUGCACUCAUCAACAACAGUGGUGGUAGCAGACCCCUGUCACUCCCCUCAAGUCUCAGGGAGAAGGCCUCUGAGGCCAGUGACGCCGUUUCCAUGGAGAUUGUCAGACAACUCGUCGAUUUUGACCGGGCCUCCUUGUACCGAGUCUCUCUUUCUCUAAGUACUUCUGAUGCCAAGAACGUGCACUUGGACCACUACGUCAACUACUUUCCCAAAAUCACCAGACGUAUUCAUGAGAGGCAUCACGUAUCGCUUCCUAACCCUCUGGAGACCCAUAUUGGCCUUUAA